Gekko japonicus is the source of this 2224-nucleotide messenger RNA. RefSeq names its product v-myc avian myelocytomatosis viral oncogene lung carcinoma derived homolog (gene MYCL). Gene Ontology annotation, biological process: regulation of transcription by RNA polymerase II. Gene Ontology annotation, molecular function: DNA-binding transcription factor activity, RNA polymerase II-specific; RNA polymerase II cis-regulatory region sequence-specific DNA binding; protein dimerization activity. The transcript has 2 exons. The record is from RefSeq and is a predicted model, not a curated record. Bases 654 to 1643 code for a protein of 329 amino acids. NCBI's taxonomy places the organism in Eukaryota, Metazoa, Chordata, Lepidosauria, Squamata, Gekkonidae.
GCUGUUUUAUUCUCUGCAUCAAAGAGGACGAAUAGACUCUAUCAAGCAAAGGCUUAAUUUGAAUAAACAGGAGACAGAGCCAAUGAGCCUGUGCUGAGUGCCACUUUGCUCUGACCUCGAAGUUACCAGUCAGCCCCGGUUCAUCCUGGAAGCCUAAACCUUGGCACCAUCACUUUUUGGAAAGUGCCAGUUUGUCGGAUUCUAUCCCGGCUACACCUCGCUACUCUCUGCAACCAGAUGCCCGCGCCCGUUCGGGGCAAUGCCCAGAUGGGUGAAGCUAAGGGCGAGGGCCCGCCCACUUUGCAAAUCUCUCGUCCCUCAUUGGUUUGGCUUCUGAUGCGGGCGGGGCAAGAGACUCCCGACGCGGUAUAAGGCAACGCUCAAACAAUGCAUUCUCCGAUCCUGGCUGGGUCGCUUUGUAAAAGAAAUUGGCGGCGGCUGCCGGGAGCAGGCGAAGGAACCGGAUUAAGGGGGAGGCGGGGGCGUCUCUGCAGUCCGGAUCGAAGGUCUACUUUCACGAGGAGCGCCCCCGUUUACCCGAGACGCUGUUUGAGCGCGCUUUGCCUCGCCAGCUUCCUGCUCCAUUCUUGCACGUGGGAAGGGGCGGCGGGUGGCCGGCGGGCCCCUCGUCCGUGCCCGGCGCGGAGCCGGCAAUGGAGCUGGACCCUCCUCACCAGCCCUACUUUUUCGAGGCCGACCCGCAGGCAGAGGACUUCCAUCCCUCCAGCGCGCCCAGCGAGGACAUCUGGAAGAAGUUCGAGCUGGUGCCCCCACCGCCCCUGCUGGGCGCCGGCCCGGCCCGCGAUGAUGCGGACUACCUGCUGGAGCCCGGCGGGCUGCUGGGCAACCUAAGCGCCUUCGUCCUGCGCGACUGCAUGUGGAGCGGCUUCUCGGCCCGGGAGCGCCUGGGCAAGGCGCUGACGGAGAAGUGGGCCGGAUCGGCCGCCGCCGCCAAGCCCUCUUUCGGGUCGGACUUGGGGCUAGGCGGCGAGUGCGUGGACCCCGCCGCCGUCUUACCCUGCCUCCUAGCCGACGGCAAAGUGCCGACCUCGUCCGGCUCGGAGAGCCCAAGCGAUUCGGAAGGGGAAGAAAUAGAUGUGGUGACGGUGGAGAAAAGGCAGUCGCUGGCGGUGAGGAAGCCGGUCACCAUCACAGUGCGGGCAGACCCCUCAGAUCCAUGCAUGAAAUGUUUCCACAUCUCAAUCCACCAGCAGCAACACAACUACGCAGCCCGCUCUCCUCCAGAAGCCUGCACCCAGCCGGCGAAGGAUGCUGAGGAGGAGGGGGAGGGUGCUGGCCCAGGAUCCCCAGGGCAAGUAGUGGAAAGUUUCUCCUCUUUCCUCCCCAAAUCUGGGAGUGCUCCCAGUUCGGACAGCGAGGAUGUGACCAAGCGGAAAAACCACAACUACCUGGAGCGCAAGCGGCGCAACGACCUUCGCUCACGUUUCCUGGCAUUGAGGGACCAGGUGCCUGGCCUUGCCAACUGCCCCAAAACCCCCAAAGUGGUGAUCUUGAGCAAAGCGUCCGAGUAUCUGCAGUCCCUCAUCAGCACGGAGCAGCAAAUGGUGGCAGAGAAGAAGUGGUUGAAACUGCAGCAGCAUCAGCUUCUGAAACAGAUUUCGUACCUCAGGGGGGUGCAUUAGAUGCCAAGGAUCCUACCCAGCUUACUUCUUGUGAUGGUGGUGGUGGUGAUGGUGGUCUCUUUCCACACUGCAGCUCCCAGAAUGCAUUUACAGCUGACACACACAACACAGCUUCCUGCCAUCCUGCUCCAGACGACGAGGAGUGCCUCCUCAGCUGUGUGCGCAAUAGCUGUGCUUUGAGACAGAACAAAAAUCUGGGUAAUAUCUUUUAUUAGGACCAACCGGAUUGACAAAACAUUUGUGCGAGCUUUGAUACUUACCGGAACUCUUCAUGAAGCUGGAUGUUACAAAACUUUUUUUUAAAAAUGGAGGGGUGGGAUGCUGUUGGAGGGUCUUGAGUCAACAGUUCUAAGCCUAGCUGUCAGCAAGAGGAAUGCAAGAUUUGUCCCCUGAGGGCACUUCUGUUUGCACAUAUCUCCUCCCUCCCCCAACCACUGAGGAGUGCUGUUUCCUUGUGGUCUCCGAUUGGCUAGAGGGUGUAUACAGAGGAAUACCAGAGCUGCAGUUUUUAAAGAAGGUUUGAAUCUCCUGGUUUUUCCCUAAUUCUGGGUACCUGCUAGGUAGAAGCUGUGACUGGUAUA